Molecule: messenger RNA, 6813 nt
Organism: Cataglyphis hispanica
Lineage: Eukaryota; Metazoa; Arthropoda; Insecta; Hymenoptera; Formicidae
Gene: spg
Product: dedicator of cytokinesis protein 3
Exons: 18
Coding region: 811-6225 (1804 amino acids)
Biological process (GO): small GTPase-mediated signal transduction
Cellular component (GO): plasma membrane; cytoplasm
Molecular function (GO): guanyl-nucleotide exchange factor activity; small GTPase binding
Source: RefSeq, a predicted model, not a curated record
GCCCAUACCGGCAACGCCGCACGGCACGGCAUUCCGUCGUCGUCGUCGCGGCGCAGUGUGCGACACCCGCGCGACCAAACACACCCAAUGUUUGUGUUUUCGAAUUUCCUCGUGAUAAGUGCGUUCAUCGUCGUCAACGCGAAGUGAGUGCAACGCGCCGGCAACAACGACACCUGACACGCCGCCGUGGCAUGUAUAGUUUUUAUCGCCAGGAUCUUUACGUCGUCGGUGUCUAAUUGUCGGAUUCCCGAGAUGUGGACGACGACGAAAACCACAAAGUACGGCGUCGCUGUGUACAACUGGCGAGGGGACACGCGCUAUGGACUGGCCUUGGAAAUCGGAGAAACCGUGCAAAUUCUGGAGGAGUGCGCGGGUCAAGGGAAGCGAUGAGCUCAUCAGGAAACGCGAUGAUACAGCAUCCUGAGAGCUGGGCGAACUAUUGGGAAUGAUGUCGACGGAGGGGGAAAAAAUUAAAGAGACACACACACGAAACGUUCUAUAAUUCAAAGAUAAAUCAUUUGAUAGAUCUUUGAUCUCGAUUUUACUGACAGUGAGUGAGGAUUUUCGACAAUUCCAGGUUGGUACAGAGGCUUCUCGACGAAGAAUCGCGCGGUGAAGGGGAUCUUUCCAAGCACGUACGUGCACCUGAAGCCCUGCAAGAUCGACAAUGAAGGCCUCUUCGAGUCCGUCAUACCGUUGGAGGAUCCGGUGGUACGGGAAGUCACCCUGGUUCUGCGGGAGUGGGGCAGCAUUUGGAAGAGACUGUAUGUGGAGCGCGAGGAGUAUAAAUUCAACGCGUUGCGCAAAGUGAUGCGAGAGUUGCUGGAAUGGCGGCGGCAACUUUUGGCCGGCACCCUCACCACGGAUCAGACGCGGGAAUUGAAACUGCGAAUAAUCAAUAAGGUGGAUUGGGGGAAUCGAAAGCUCGGUUUGGAUCUGGUGCCACGUCAAGGUGCUCAUAUGGUGGAACCGGAUACCAUGUCCGUCGUGGAAUUAUACCAUGUGCACGUGCAGAGCGCCGAGAACUCGCAGGGCGCGUCCGCUCGGGGAACUUUGCGUCGCAAGGAGCACAAGAAGGUCCUUACCCAUCACUUAUACUUCUGCAUGAGGGACUUCGGUCAUUCGGUCGGCGAGGACACCGAGAUCUACUUUUCCCUGUUCGACGCUAAGCGACAGCAGUAUCUGAGCGAGCGUUUCCUGGUGCGCAUCAGCAAGGAGGGCUUCUCCAACUACGUGGAAAAGAUGCAUAGCAACUGCACCAUCUUCACGGAUUUGGGUAACUCCGAUCUGAGUCGCGAUCUUUACAUGAUCGCACACGUGAUGCGCUGCGGCCGGAUGUUGUAUUCCGAUUCCGGCAAGAAUAAGACCGGAACCGCGAUCUAUCGGCGACCUCACGGGGUGGCGGUGCUUUCCCUGGCAGAGGCCGCGCAGGAUCACGCGGAGGAACUCGAGAUGACCUUCAAAGUGUAUCAAGGGGAAGAGAAGGAAUUUCAUCAGCUGCACGAACAAAUCAUACGCAAUAACAAGUGUUCUCCUCUACCCGGACAGCCCAAUUACGGAAUAGUCGUGUCUCUUCGAAUGCUACACGGAGAACUGUCUCAAGUUCGGGACGAGAACCCGUUACUAUUCAAAAAUAUCUGCCUCACGAAGAAGCUCGGUUUCUCGGACGUCAUUAUGCCGGGCGAUGUGCGUAAUGAUUUAUAUCUUAAACUCGAACGGGGAGAAUUCGAACGCGGCGGAAAGUCUACCGGCAAGAAUAUCGAGGUGACAAUCCUGGUCUUGGAUGCGGACGGUCAACCCUUGGAGGAGUGUCUGUUUGGGGCCGCAGGCAUGGACGGUAGCUCCGAAUAUCAAAGUUUGGUCAUAUACCAUCACAACAGUCCAUCAUGGGCGGAAACUGUAAGACUGGCGAUACCCAUCGACAAAUUCUACGGGAGUCACGUGCGUUUCGAGUUUCGGCAUUGUUCCACGCGCGAGAAGAACGAUAAGAAGCUUUUCGCCUUCGCAUUCGUUCGACUGAUGGAGCCUGGAGGUGCUACUCUUCAGGAUGGUCCGCACGAGUUGUACAUUUACAAAUGCGAGGAGCGCGCGAAAUUGGAUUCGCUGAGUUAUCUGUCAUUGCCGAGCAGCGCGCGAGAACCGAGUGCCUCAGGUCCACCAGCCUUUUCCAGAUCGCCUAAGGAAACUGUGUUUGUGCACACUCUGCUCUGCAGCACUAAAUUGACGCAAAACGUCGAUCUACUCAGUCUGUUGCAAUGGAAAGCGCAUCCUGAACGAAUAUCCGAAGCUCUCGGUCGGGUGCUUCGACUAGACGGCGAAGAACUGGUUAAAUUCUUGCAAGACAUUCUUGAUGCGCUGUUCGCCAUGUUCCAUACCGAGGAUGGCAACUCCACGGCGCACUCCGGCCUCGUGUUCCAAGUACUCGUGUCUAUCUUUAGUCUAUUAGAGGAUUCCAAGUUCGAGCACUUUAAGCCAGUGAUGGACGCCUACAUCUCGGAUCAUUUCGCCGCGGCUUUGGUGUACAAGGGUCUCCUUAGCAGCGUGCAACAUUGUGCCGAUUGGGUCACCGCGGCGGAGAAGCAAGAGCCGAUUAUGAAGUGUUUCCGCUCGCUCGAGUACAUCUUCAAGUUCAUCAUUCAGAGUCGACUAUUGUUCGCUCGUGCUACCGCCGGCCAAUAUGAGGAUAGCUUUAAGCGCGAUCUUUACUGCGUGUUCGCGGCCCUUAAUAAGAUGCUGGGCAUUCCAUAUGAGAUGGUACUCCUGUCGCAGAUCGCACUGCUGUUGUCGAUCGCGGCUGUAUUUGAGCAGUUGGUGGCGGUGCUGCCGGUUCUUGAAGUGGCCAAGCUCACUUGCACGAUGCUGGACUCGGUACCGCGCUCGGAGCCGCCGCUUCAACUCACGCAGGCCAAACUUGUCGCCAUCAAAAAUCUCACGACGUCCAGUUUGUUCCGGAAGGACGAUGAGAGUCGAAACCUCUUGCUUGUUACUGUAUGCCGACAUCUGCGCGUCCAUUUGGCUCGCAGAGAGGAAUUACGGUCCUGUACUGAUAUCUUGGGCGAGAUACUCAGCUUCCUACAUAAGCGCGGCAGAGACACGAACAAGGUCAACAAUUGUAUCCAUCACGACGUUGAAACGCUCUGCCUGUCGGUGCUCGACGUGCUUAUACAGACUAUACUGAUUGUGAUAAACGCCAGCGGACCGGUUCUCGGUUGUCUCGUGGGCUGCCUGAUCGGAUUGCUUCAGUUGCUUGACGAGUAUCAUUACGCGCGACUCUGGGAAGAGCUGACGCAUGGGGCUGGCGAUCGAAAGCCGCUCAAGGAUUUUUUGCUUCGAGCAUUUCUAGUGUUGCGCGAUCUUGUGCGCCAGGAAGUUUUUCCGCCAGACUGGUUGGUCAUUCGGAUGCAAGCCAACAAUGUUAUUCUAAGGUCGCUACAGGAGCUAGCGCAGCCGCUCGCUUUUCGCUUCCUCCACGGCAGCUUUGACUCGCAGCUCUGGUCCACAUACUUCAAUUUGGCGGUAGCGUAUCUUACCCAGCCAUCGCUCCAGCUCGAACAGUUCUCCGAGGUCAAGCGGGAGAAGAUUGUGGAGAAGUAUGGCGAUAUGAGGGUACUCAUGGGCUUCCAGAUACUGUCCAUGUGGUCGCAUCUGGGCGAGCGUAAACUCGAAUUCAUACCGGGCAUGGUCGGACCUUUCUUGGAAGUCACUUUGGUACCGGAGAGUGAACUCCGCAAGGCAACCUUGCAUAUUUUCUUCGACAUGAUGGAGUGCGAGCAGCGAACUCGUGGUAGUUUCAAAUCAGUGGAAUCUGAGCUGAUCGAUAAACUGGACAUUCUUAUCAGCGAGAACAAAGGCGAUGAUGAGUACAGACAGUUGUUCAACACUAUGGAACAUCUUAGUGCCGUAUUAUUGGAUAGAGUGCAGUCGGAGGAUCCGGCUUGGAAGGACAGUGGCACUGCCUUUAUAACAUCCAUCACACGUUUAUUGGAAAGGCUUCUCGAUUACAGAAGCGUCAUUCAGGGUGAUGAAAAUCGUGACAAGCGCAUGUCGUGCACCGUAAAUUUAUUGAAUUUCUACAAGAAUGAGUUCAACCGAAAGGAGAUGUACCUGCGCUACAUCUACAAGCUGCACGAUCUGCAUCUAGCCGCCGAGAAUUACACGGAAGCCGGCUUUACGAUGAAGCUGUAUGCCGAUCAGCUAGGCUGGGGAUCCACCGUUCUGCCGCCGGAUCACGCUCAUCCUCAGCAACCGGAGUGGCAGCGGAAGGAGCUGCUCUAUCACAAGAUCAUUCAUUAUCUCGAUCGUGGCAAGUGUUGGGAAAAGGGUAUCCCUCUGUGCAAGGAACUGGCAAUCCUCUACGAGACCAGGCUGUAUGAUUACGCUAAGCUCAGUCAUGUGCUGAAGCUGCAGGCCAAGUUCCUAGAUAACAUACUGACGCAAUUGCGUCCGGAACCGGAGUACUUCCGCGUCGGAUUUUAUGGCCUCAGCUUCCCGCUCUUCGUUAGAAACAAGUUAUUUAUCUAUCGAGGUUUGGAGUAUGAGCGAAUAGGAGCUUUUACACAGCGAUUGCAGACCGAAUUUCCUUGCGCUCAGAUAUUGAUGAAAAAUUCUCCACCGGACGAGAGUAUCCUGUCAUCUGAGGGUCAAUAUAUCCAAAUUUGUAACGUGAAACCAAUUCCCGAGGAAGGCAGUCUAGCUUGCAGCGGCGCCGAAGUUCCAGAACGCAUAGUCGCUUUUUAUCUCGUGAACGAUGUACGUAAAUUCACAUUCGAUCGACCGCUGCACCGCGGUCCAGUGGACCGUGAGAACGAGUUCAAGUCGCUAUGGAUCGAGAGGACGACGCUGACGACGGAGGCGAAGUUGCCGGGGAUUCUUAGAUGGUUCGAGGUGAUCGAGAAACGAUCGGAGCUGAUGGCGCCGGUGCAGUACGCCUGUGAGACCAUGCAGAGUGUGGAGAGAGAAUUAAGGCGACUGGUGGCGCAAUAUACCGCCGAGCCGCAUAGGAAUAUUAAUCCAUUCAGCAUGCGGCUGCAGGGUAUCAUCGAUGCUAAUGUAAUGGGUGGCAUCACCAAAUAUCAGGAGGCCUUUCUCACGCCGGAAUUUGCACGACAAAAUCCCGAGAUGGUGCCGCACGUUAACAGACUCAAGGGAUUGAUCUUGGAUCAAAUGAGUGUGCUCGAGUCUGGUCUAGUGUUGCAUGGUCAGAUCGCGCCAGCCGGUGUACAGCCGCUGCACAAGAGAUUAAUCGAGAGGUUCACGCAACUCAAACAAGGCCUCGGUCCGUUAGCCAGGCAAAGGACUAUUCAUCAAGAUAGUAUCGUCAAUUCGCCACUACCACCCCUGCCGAUUAACGAUAAGCAGCGUCCAGCUACCUUGGAGACUGCCGGCUCCAGGACAUCGCAUGCUGACAGCGAUGGUCUUCCGGAGGACGAGGGCUUUUACACUAAGGUGGAUGGCGUGCCGCCACCUAUUCCACAGCGGGAAGUUCGACCGCGUUCCGUCGGCUAUGGUACAACACCGCCAAGACCUACGCAUCAGAGGUCUCUCAGUAAACCUUUGAGUCCGAAACUGCCACUGAGACAUUCUUUGCCCACUCCCACUGACGGCGCGGAUCAAGGUGGCCUUAGAAGCUCUUGGAGCGAACCUGGUCCCGAACCCGCUCCACCAUUACCACCCAGAGGUUGCACGCUUUCUAUUUCAGCGCCAGACAAGAGAGACUCGAACCCGAAUGCUACGGUACCACCGGCGCCACCGAAACGCGGAUUAGCGUAUAAACGCACAAACACAGAGUGGAGUACGGACGAUGAUUCCGAAAUCACGGAAUCGAGAAACGAAUCGAAUGAUCUGCGUGAUAGCGGCAUCUCCACCGCCAGUCUACUAGAUUUUCAAUCGCAUCUGACGAAUCUGAAUAAUCUCGGUUACGAGGAUUUUGAGCCGCGUUCCCGAUCCAACGACAUUAUGAAUAUCUCCCCGCCGUCUGUAAUAAGCGCGUUCAACGUCUCCACCGGCAGCUUCGCCAGCGGCACAUUCCAGGGCUCGCAUUCUCUUCCCGGGCAAGAGAUGAGCCCUCCACCUAUACCUCCCAAGGCCCACCAGGACACUCCAUCGGCUCCCUCGACUUUGGAAAGAGUGUCCAACAGAAUGCAGAGUCACGGUCACUCGGAGAACUAUUCCGUGCCGAAGAUGCAGACGCUCUCCGUGGCAUCCGACACGGAGAGCACUGUGUAGCGAUGAUAUAUAUUGCUAGUCCAUAGCGAUUAUUUAGUCCCUAGUGAUGUACAUGUGCCAUCAUGCGCGAAUUCUGUAUCCGAUUUGUCCCUCGAGUCGUUGGACAGAUUUUCUUAGACAGUAAUUUAAGAUAAAUAUCAUUGUGUCGUCGUCAUCGUCGUGUUUUUAACGGGUAAAACGUGGAGAGACUCUCUCAUUGAGCUCUUUGAUAUCUGUACAUCAGUAGCCCGGUACGUAGCCAAUAACGAAUCGUAAAUGAAAUCGUCAGACAAAUCAAAUCAUCUUCCAAAUGAAACUAAACUCGUAUCCGCGUAUAUUCGUACCUUAAAGAGAUAACUAGAAGGAAAUAAAAGCGUGUAAUAAUUGCUCUUGAACACCGAGAACGUCCAGCAAGAAGUUUCUCGACGAGGAAACUUUCGACAUCUGGACGUGAUCGGCGAUCGAACCGCGACAUAUACGUAUUUAUUAAUUUUACUUUAAAUAUCGCUCUUCCGAAUAUAUCGAUCCGCACACUGAACUAUAUAUAUUUUGUAAGUUAUUUAUAUUUUCGAUGAGAAAAAAUAAAGAUAAUUUUUAAAUCAACGAUAA